CUCUCUGCAGAAUGGUGAUCUUGAACUGCUGUGGUCUUGGAAAAAACUCAGCUUGUAAAACAGCAUUUGAAAAAGAUUAAUGUGUUGAGUAGUAGUGAGUUCUUCAAGUUGAGCAUUAAAGGAGAUACAUGUGUAAUGAUGUUUAUACAACAAUUUCCAUUAUGCAUCACUAAUAUUUAGCAUUUUUCACCCAAAGUCAUGUUAAAGUGUCUGCAACAAAGCAGUUCUGUUCCCUCUAGCUGUAUGAUUUCAUUUGAAGGCUGACUUUCUUCAUGGCUUGGAAUAAGUUUGUUGUGUAUUUUUUCCAAAACGAAGAGUCCUCCUUUCAAAAUUUCUUGCAUACCUCUACAGCUCAACCGUUCCUGCCAAAUGCCUGUUUCCAUGUUGUUGAAUGUAACUCAUCAAGUGAUGUGGUGGAGCUAUGUGGAUAUUGACAGUGCAAUAUUCCCUGUUGUGCAGGUAUUCUUCAUCUCCCUUACCAGGGAAAGAAAAUCUAUGGUGCUCCUGGCUCACAACUGCUCAGCCUAUCUUUAGAGAGGACCAUCCUGCACUCUGUUUCUCUACAACGAGGAGUAGCACCCUGAUUUGUACAGAGAAGCAGCAAAACCAGACCAACUCUGCCAUGGCCUUUAGACAUCUUGGCCAUACCUUCAUCACCCCCACUUUGGCAAUUCUCACGGAGCCAGUAUUUCACGAGACAGUGAAUUGUGGUAUCUCCAGAAGUCAUCAGACUUUAACCAACAGAUAUGAUGACCCACACAGACGGCAGCAACAGCAUUUUCUUCCCCUUUCUGUUUUCCCAUUUUUGUAUAACAAACCACUUAAUUAAAGCAAGGAGACAAAAACACAUUUGAGCGCAUAAAUUGAA
Messenger RNA from Cuculus canorus (common cuckoo), 868 nucleotides. RefSeq lists its product as uncharacterized. The coding region runs from base 422 to 829 and encodes 135 amino acids. The record is from RefSeq and is a predicted model, not a curated record. Lineage: Eukaryota; Metazoa; Chordata; Aves; Cuculiformes; Cuculidae. The transcript is spliced from 5 exons.